CACGCAAAGAAAGACAUGUUGGAAUCAAUCAAUCCACUGCACUUCGCGUUUCCGUACCCCUUACCCCUUCUCCUUCUCUCUUCUUCAUAAAAUACCAAACCAAAACCGACAAUAUUAAUUUUCACCCUCUUCUUCACAGCCACUUCGUCUCUCUUUCUUCAUCAAUCGCCCCUCAAAUUCUCAUUUUUAAGCAGGUUGCUAUAUACUGUAGUAAUUAUGGUUCUCAUCGAAGGUCUCCCCGAUGCUGUUGCUAUCAGAUGUCUAGCACGGGUCCCGUUCUUUCAAUUCCCGAAACUAGAAGUAAUUUGUCGUUCUUGGCGGGAAGCAGUUUACAGCACAGAGCUAUAUAAAGCCCGUGAAGAAGUCAAAUCACGCGAAAAUCUUUUAUGUGUAUGCGCGUUUGACCCAGAAAACGUGUGGCAGAUAUAUGACCCGACCCGAGACCUGUGGAUCACUCUCCCGAUCCUUCCUUCAAAAGUUCGAAAUUUAGCCCAUUUUGGUGUUGUAUCGACCGCAGGUAAAUUGUUUGUCCUAGGUGGCGGUAGUGACGCGGUUGACCCGUUGACCGGUGACCAAGACGGGAGCUUUGCAACAAACGAGGUGUGGGCGUAUGACCCGGUGAUCCGGCGAUGGUCCCAACGGGCCUCGAUGAUUGUGCCGCGGACCAUGUUUGCGUGUUGUGUGUUAAACGGGAAGAUAUUGGUCGCGGGUGGGUUUACAACGUGCCGGAAAUCAAUUUCCAAAGCGGAAAUCUACGAUCCCGAGAAAGACGUUUGGGUUUCGAUUCCCGAUCUUCACCAUACUCAUAACUCGGGGUGUACCGGGUUGGUAAUCGGGGGUGAGGUGCAUGUGGUGCACAAGGGUUUGACCACGGUUCAGGUGUUGACCAAAGACGGGUGGAGGGUUCACGAGCAUUCGUGGGUUCAGGGCCCAAUGACGGUGGUUAACGGUUCUUUAUUCGUGAUGAGUCAUGGGCUUAUAUACAAACAAGACCGGGAAUCAAGGAAAGUGGUGAUUUCGGCUUCGGAAUUUAAGCGGAGAAUCGGGUUUGCUAUGAUGGGCUUUCGGGAUGAUAUUUAUGUGAUUGGAGGUGUGAUCGGGCCCGAAGGAUGGAACUGGGAUAUUCAAAAGAUGUCCGAUGUUGAUGUUUUGACGCUUGGGAACGAGAGGCCCGUGUGGCAGAAAGCUGCUUCGAUGACCCGGUGUCGGGGGACGAUUCUUGGGUGCGCCGAGCUGAGAAUUUAGGGGGUUUCGCGUUUCUGUUUUUAUCUGUUUGUUUGUGCUCGAAUAGUGUUGUUUUAAGGUUUUGACCAUCUGAAACGAAAAUUAGCAUGUUUUUGUCGGUGGUAUAAUGCAUUGUAUACCGUAUAUUGUCGUCGAUUAAAAUCUGUUUGAUUCCGUAAAACU
Molecule: messenger RNA, 1407 nt
Organism: Helianthus annuus (common sunflower)
Lineage: Eukaryota; Viridiplantae; Streptophyta; Magnoliopsida; Asterales; Asteraceae
Product: F-box/kelch-repeat protein SKIP30
Exons: 2
Coding region: 217-1245 (342 amino acids)
Molecular function (GO): protein binding
Source: RefSeq, a predicted model, not a curated record